Solea solea (common sole) is the source of this 3693-nucleotide messenger RNA. Its product is annotated as gamma-aminobutyric acid receptor subunit rho-1-like. Gene Ontology annotation, cellular component: membrane; neuron projection; GABA-A receptor complex. Bases 1908 to 3338 code for a protein of 476 amino acids. NCBI's taxonomy places the organism in Eukaryota, Metazoa, Chordata, Actinopteri, Pleuronectiformes, Soleidae. The transcript is spliced from 10 exons. Gene Ontology annotation, biological process: signal transduction; chemical synaptic transmission; nervous system process. The record is from RefSeq and is a predicted model, not a curated record. Gene Ontology annotation, molecular function: GABA-A receptor activity; extracellular ligand-gated monoatomic ion channel activity; neurotransmitter receptor activity.
UUUGAACAAUAUUAUUUUAUUUUUUAUUAUGAUAUUCUAAAUAAACACGCAUUCAUUCAUUCAUUCAAUAUCACUUAAAUAAAUAAUUAUUGACAUAAUAGAGGGUUACAAAACAAACACAUCACCUAAAAUGUCCAAUCCCAUCUAAAGUAAAGGACAUACAGUUACAAUGCUUAUACAGCUGCCGAAACCUUACAGAAAAUAUGACAUUUUGAAGCAGAUAAUUGUGGAUUUUAUCCUGAAAACACUGAAGCUACUUCAGUUUUGUUAGGAUACUUGCAUUUCAUGCACCAUUCCAUUGAUAUGUUUCAAAAAAGCAUUAUUUUCUGUAGGGUAAAAUGUCAAUAUUUUCAUAUUUCUGGGGAGAUAUUGUCAUAAAAGCACAUGGAAACCCUGUCUGUCCUGUUUUAAUGGUGAAUUAAAGUCCCAUGCCAAUCUUGCAAAACAUCAUCAAUAUUCCAGGUGGUGGUGCUGCAGCAACUAUUUUAAUUCAAUACACUGACAACUUAUAAUAAGAAAUCAUUUUACAUGAUGCAGCUUUGCAACUUUCCCUAGAAAACAACUGCAAAUUAUGAAUUAUUCAAUUUGUUUUACGACAAAUUAAGCACCAGCGCAUCAAACAUGUUUGACUGUCAACAGAAACUAUAAAUUCUUAAAUAAAUAAAGGCUUAAAUAGGCUUUGUGUGUGUGUAAAAUUAUAUUCAGUGUCAGUAUUCUGUUGUUAGUUUUAAAUCUUCUUCUUUUUUCAUAAUUCACUUGUCUGCUGUCCGCGCUGGGAAACAUCCACAAAUGUCAAAACACGAGCGCUGCUUCGUUUCCAGACUGACGUCCGCGUGGAUGUAACCCAAAUUCUGUGAUCUUAUAAUCCAACUGUUCAGCUCGCUGGAAAAAAUAAGGGCAGGGGACGGAAGGUGACGUCAGCGCGGAGACACUUUUUGAUUGGCUUAUUCACACGGGUGGCAUGUGUUGACGGACAAAUAGUGGCGCAGCCCUCGGUGCGGUGCUUUAUUAAGAAAACACACCCAUUAUUUGCCCUCUUUGAGGUUUCUUUUGUGAGGGCAGGCGGAGCGGUGUGUGGAGAUUAGACAAUAAGACUCUCUCUCGCUGCCUAUUGUGUGCAGAUGCCUUUUUGGUCUUUAAUUUAAACAUCAUUUGACAAAAAAAAGAGGGACAAUAAUCUCAUGCUCUAUUGGUUUAAUCUACAUAUAUACAGUAGAUAUGCUAUGUUAUAUUUUCCUCAGUUAUUUAGACUUGAAAAUGGGCAGUUUAUUCUUAGUUUGUUAAAAAAUAAAGCCCCCAAAUCUGUGUCAGAAAGAAAUUUUACAUGAGCAAAUCACAAGUUUUAAUGCUGGAAACAUUUUUUUAUUUAAUGCCAGAUGCACGGCUGCAGCAUCAGGAGGAGCUGCCUUUGUUUCACACACACAGCCUCCUCUCAGCCUGUGGGAGUGUGUGUGUGUGUGUGUGUGUGUGUGUAGCUCUAAACCGUUGACCUUACAAAUGAGCAUGCUGCUGCAUCACUGUGAGAAUUGGUGUUUCUGGGCGGUGCAAAGUGGAGUAGAGCGCAUCAGAGUGCAGGAUGUGUGAGCACAGCAGCGCACAGAGAGGCAGACACACUCACUGCUGGAGGGAUCAAAUCUGCACCAUCUGACGCUCAAGGAUUUAUGGGUUUAGUCAAAAUUGCUUUUCCCCACUGUGGAGAUUAAGCACCGUAGGAUGUUUUCCACUCAGGCCGUAGAAUAGCUGCUGCUGCCGCUGCCGCUGCUACUGUUGCUGUGUUUUCUUCCCCCUCUUAUCAGCUCCAGUGAUGGAGAAGGGAACGACUGAGGAAGGUAACGUGCUUCAAGCCCCGGUGGCUAGAAGAUUCUGAGUGACAGGAGAGGAGGUGCGUCCUCUGGGGAAUGUAAACCAUGCAGGUGGACGCUGCUCUUGUGCUCGCCUGUGUCUGGCUCAUGGGGGCGACGGGGACGGUGGCCCGAACAAGGGGUCACAAGCUCGAGACCUACAAACAAACGAGAUCGAGAAGAGAGACCAAAGUGGAGGGUGGAGGUCACAAACCCGGAAGCCCCAUUUACAAAAGAAGUCCAGACAUGACAAAAUCCCUGAUGACAAAAUCCGAGCAACUCCUGAGAAUAGAUGACCACGAUUUCACAAUGAGGCCUGCAUUUGGAGGUCCGCCAAUUCCUGUUGGAGUAGAUGUUCAGGUAGAAAGUCUGGACACCAUCUCUGAAGUGGACAUGGACUUUACCAUGACGCUGUACCUGCGUCACUACUGGAAGGACGAGCGGCUGUCGUUCCCGAGCACCAACAACCAGAGCAUGACCUUUGACAGUCGGCUGGUGAAGAAGAUCUGGGUCCCUGACAUGUUCUUCGUCCAUUCAAAGCGCUCUUUCAUUCACGACACCACCACGGACAACGUCAUGCUGAGGGUGUAUCCCGACGGCAACGUCCUCUACAGUCUUAGAGUCACCGUCACUGCGAUGUGCAAUAUGGACCUGAGCCGCUUCCCGCUGGACACCCAAACCUGCUCGCUGGAGAUUGAGAGCUACGCGUACACUGACGACGACCUGAUGUUGUACUGGAAGAAAGGAAACGAAUCCCUGAACACCGACGACAGGAUAUCGCUGUCCCAGUUCCUCAUCCAGAAAUUUCACACCACCACAAAGCUGGCUUUCUACAGCAGCACAGGCUGGUACAACCGUUUGUACAUCCACUUCACCCUGCGGCGACACAUCUUCUUUUUCCUGCUGCAGACCUACUUCCCCGCCACUCUGAUGGUCAUGCUGUCCUGGGUGUCCUUCUGGAUCGAUCGCAGAGCCGUCCCAGCCAGGGUGCCGCUGGGCAUCACCACAGUGCUGACCAUGUCCACCAUCAUCACUGGGGUCAACGCCUCCAUGCCGCGGGUCUCCUACAUCAAGGCAGUGGACAUUUACCUCUGGGUCAGUUUUGUCUUUGUCUUCCUGUCGGUGAUAGAGUACGCGGCGGUCAACUAUCUCUCCACGGUACAGGAGAGGAAAGAGAGGAAGCUGAGAGAGAGAUUGCCAUGUACGUGUGGCAUCAGCAACCCAGACGACAUGAUGAUCGACCCCCAGAUCACUGGCUACGGCACGAUGGACGUCAACACCACAGGGAAUUAUGGGAUGCCCGAGAACGGCAGCCGUCAGGAGCGAAUCUUGGCCCAGGUGGCGCUGAACGACCCGCAGAUCACGGGCCAGGUGAAGCCGCCCAGAGGCUACGUGAAUAUUUGGAUUGACACCCACGCCAUAGACAAGUACUCGCGGGUGGUCUUUCCCGGUGCUUACAUCCUCUUCAACAUCAUCUACUGGUCCAUCUACUCUUAACACGGGAUAUCUGCGGGAGUCGUGUACGACGGGGACUCCAGGAACUCAUUUUGUUCGCGUUUUUUUUCCGCGUUCGUCAGACGCUGAAAAUGCUCAUAAGAAACUGUGGAGACCACGGACAGACUGGUGAUCACCGCCUUCUUGACUCACACCUGAAGUCAUAGUUCUGUCCGUCCGUCAAGUCUGUGUGGUUUUAUGUUUUAACUGUCGUGUUGUUGACGGGGACGUUUCGAUGUUGCGAGAAAACCGACGACCGCGAACAAUUCAGUGACAACGAAACUGAAAAUGGAUUUCUGCUGAUGUUGUUUCUUUUUGCAUUAUAUGAACAAGAUGUGACAAUCAAUUUAAAAAACAA